Cinclus cinclus is the source of this 1762-nucleotide messenger RNA. It is a transcript of the gene CHCHD6, whose product is annotated as coiled-coil-helix-coiled-coil-helix domain containing 6. The transcript is spliced from 8 exons. Gene Ontology annotation, cellular component: MICOS complex; mitochondrion. The record is from RefSeq and is a predicted model, not a curated record. The coding region runs from base 616 to 1248 and encodes 210 amino acids. Gene Ontology annotation, biological process: DNA damage response; cristae formation. NCBI's taxonomy places the organism in Eukaryota, Metazoa, Chordata, Aves, Passeriformes, Cinclidae.
CUGGGCAUGGCUGUUGUCGAGCAGGGGCACACCUGCUGUUUAUUUUCACUUCCACCCUCUGCUGUCAACCCUCUUUCCCUCCUCGCUGCUUAAUGACCUCGGUUCGCCCCUGCCUGUGCUUUGCAAGCAGUUUGAUGGAUGCUAACGGCGCUGCUCGGCUCUGGGGGCAUCCGGGAGGAGACAGCUCUGCCCUUGCUGACCGUGCCAGGAGCCCGGGCAGGGCAGCGCGGUGCGGGCGGGCGGGGAGAUAACAGCGUGUGGCAAUGGAAGGGCUUUCCGGGAGGAACAGUGGGAAACUGCUUCUUGACCUUCGCUCGGAAAUGGGCAAAAGCGUGUUGUGGAAACAAACUCUGGAGAGGGGUGCUGCUAACGUUAAGGAGUGUUUUUUUCCCGUUUUUUUUUUUUUUUGCAUGUUAGUUUUGAGGUUUUUUUAUAACUACCAUAAUUUUCAUUGCUCUUGCUUCUUGAUACUUUUAUGUGAUUUCCCCCUAGAAUCUGCCAGAAAUGAACUUACAGUGUGUGUUUUGCUGUGGCUACUUAUUUUUCAUCUCGUUUUGGCUAAUUAUUUGACAAAAGUUACCUAAGAUUGUGCCUGUCUCCUUCUUAAAGUAUUUGAUGGAGCUCACUGAAGAGGUAGUGAACAGAAUGAAAGGACCCUCUCAACGUAAGAGGGACAUCCAGAGAUCUCCCCGUGCAUCCAAUGGCACAGCUCCAUCUUCACUGGCUGCAGGAGUGAAACCCAAACCUACAGGAAUUGAGCCACCAAAGGCAAGUGACUCUGCUGCAGAGCAUGAACUCUACAGGAGGUAUGUGGAAGAGCAGGCACUGGUCCAAGAGGAGUUGCUCUGGUUAGCCAAAAGAGAAAGGGAAGCAGCCAGCGAGGCCAAGGAAAGGAACAGCAUUAUUGAGGAGAGGCAGAAAACAGCCCAGCUGGCUAUGGAGCUGCAAGGCAGGGAGGCAGAGUUGAAGCUACAGGAGAACUUCUACAAAGAGCAGUUGGCCCGCAUUGAGAAGAAGACUGCAGAGAUCUACAAGCUGACAACCGAGCAGUAUCAGGAGGCAGCCACCAAGGCAGAGGAACGGAUAAAGAGGAGGAACGCUGAUCCUAUCUGUGCAAACCUGCAGUCUGAAAUUCUGAAGUGCUUCAGAGAAAACAAACGUGAAGUGCUCAAUUGCUCGGAGCUGGCGAAAGAAUAUCAGCGCUGUGUUAGUGCAGCUCAGAAGGAGCUGUUAGUUAAUUCUGGAUAAACAUCAUCCGCCAAAGAGCAGAGGACAGGGAGCGCAAACGCCCUUGGAAGCCCCAGCAUCCUUCUGGACAGACACUGACCAAAACCAGUGCCUUCUGCCCUCCAUGACCAAGACAAUACAACAUGAUUCCUCUUCUACUGCCUGCAUGUAUCAGUCUCGGUGAAUGUUCCUGGAGUUGGGAGAAGGGUCCCAGGAGCAGGGGAUGCUAUAAUUUCUUUUCAUUGUUUUGCAAUGUAAAGAAUUGCGUUGACCCCAGGUGCUUCCAGCAGAGCUUGUAGCUUGGGGUUUUGCCCCAGUAAAAGCCUGGUUCACCCAGUUCUAACUUUGGUUUCACCAGCCUACAUAUGAGUUUCAAGAGCUGUUGCUUCUGUUUGUUUGCUCUGGAGAAAGAAGUGUUUGGAAGUAACCCUGAGUAGCUUGUUAGGAUUGACUGUUCCUAACAUGCUGCCAUUGGUUACACCAGCAGGCACAUUCCUUCCCUUCCAAGGUUCCCUCCUAAACAAUAAAGUGUUUA